AUGAUCGUGCUGCUAUCACGCUCCAAGACCUUCAUACCUUCAUUUAGGAGGGUAUUUGCUUAUUACUCAACUUCGUUGCCAAACACCUUAGACAUUGCUGGUAAAAAAUAUGAUACAGAUUCAAACUAUACCAAUGUGACCCCCUCGAUCUUAUCUCAUGUCAAUGAGAACCUUCAUUUGAGAAAACAUCAUCCAAUAAAUACGCUGCGAGAAUUGAUAGAGAAUACACUGAAUUCAGUAGAUAAUACAUUCAAGACAUACAAUUCGUUUUCUCCAAUUGUAACGACGUAUCAGAAUUUUGACGUAUUAGACAUCCCAGUAGAUCAUCCGGGAAGAUCGAAAUCUGAUACGUAUUAUAUCAAUAAAGAUUACCUGCUGAGAACACAUACAUCUGCUCAUGAACUUGAGUGCUUCCAUGAUCUUCUCCUACAAGAAAACAUUACGAACCGUGGGUUUUUAAUAUCUGCUGAUGUUUAUAGAAGGGAUGAAAUCGAUAGGACUCAUUAUCCAGUUUUCUAUCAAAUGGAAGGUGCUAGAAUUUGGGACCGUUCCAGUUUAGCAUUACUCAAAAGUGAUUUAUCCAAGCUGGAGAAUAAAUUAUUAGACAUAGAUAAAGGAAAAAAUAUCAUUAGAUUAAUAGUUCAAGAUGAUGUUUCUUUGGAAGGCAAUCCGAAACAAAAUUAUAUGACAAUGGAAGAAUAUGAUCUCUGUUCAAGACAUUUGAAACGAUCCAUUGAACUGCUAAUAAAACAAGCGUUUGCCCAGAAAAUUAAAAAUAUGACAACUGCAGAUAUUAAUCAAACGACCACUGAAUUAAACGUCAGAUGGAUCAAAACAUCAUUUCCAUGGACUGCUCCAUCGUGGGAAAUUGAAGUUUGGUGGAAUGGAGAAUGGCUUGAGCUUUGUGGUUGUGGAUUAAUAAAACAGGACGUUUUAUUAAAAGCAGGUUAUAGAUCUGACUCCACAAUAGGUUGGGCUUUUGGACUGGGAUUGGAUAGAAUUGCAAUGCUACUUUUUGAAAUUCCUGAUAUUCGACUUCUUUGGACUAAGGAUGAACGCUUCCACCAGCAGUUUAGGGAUGGUGCCAUCACAUCUUUCAAGCCAUACUCAAAAUAUCCGGGAAGUAUGAGAGACAUGGCCUUUUGGUUACCAGAUGAGUCCUUAUAUGUCGAAUUACAUGAAAAUGAUAUAAUGGAAAUAGUCAGAUCAGUAGCAGGUAAUCUAGUGGAAAGUGUCAAACUCAUUGACAAAUAUAGAACCCCUGACACUAAUAGGACCUCGCUUUGUUAUAGAAUAAAUUAUCAGUCUAUGGACAGGAACAUUACGAACCAAGAAGUUAAUAAACUUCAGGAGCUAGUACAAGAUCAGCUAAUGUCAAAAUACAAUGUUAUAUUAAGAUAA
Kazachstania africana CBS 2517 is the source of this 1401-nucleotide messenger RNA. It is a transcript of the gene MSF1, whose product is annotated as phenylalanine--tRNA ligase. Gene Ontology annotation, molecular function: phenylalanine-tRNA ligase activity; tRNA binding; ATP binding. NCBI's taxonomy places the organism in Eukaryota, Fungi, Ascomycota, Saccharomycetes, Saccharomycetales, Saccharomycetaceae. Gene Ontology annotation, cellular component: mitochondrion; cytoplasm. Gene Ontology annotation, biological process: phenylalanyl-tRNA aminoacylation. The transcript has a single exon. Bases 1 to 1401 code for a protein of 466 amino acids. The record is from RefSeq and is a predicted model, not a curated record.